CCUAUAUAAGGGCCCUCAAUUCCGGGGGAGAAUCUUCUUCUCAUCUUUCCUGACCAUCUCUCUCUCUCUUCUUCUUCUUCGUGGAAAAAAUCUUCUCUACAAAAGUCCUCCGACUAAAAGUCUCAAAAGUCUUCCCCACAACUCCAUCCUACUAGUACUUCUACCCCUCCAACCUCAACUCCACCCACUCUCAACUCUCACAACAACCCUCCUCAACCAAAACAACCAUCAAAAUGUACUCCUACACUCCCACCAGCAAGUUCCUCGUCCUCGCCCCCAUCGAGGCCGGUCCCUCCUCCAUCAACCCCGCCGACCAGUCCGCUGCCGCAGUCCGCGAGCGCUCCAGCAGCCAGUCCUCGACAGUCUCGGUGGGCUCGCAAGUAGGCGAAGCCGUCUCCUCUCUGCCGCAGGCCUUUCUCUACCUGGGAAUGGACCAGCGGAAGUAAAUCACUUUAAUGUGCAGUCGUUUGUCUGCCACGGCGACAUGCAUGCAUGUCCCCGUCUUCGCACCGCUCGCGCUGGCCACGACUAGUCUCCUCUGCUCUACCUGUCUCACUGCUGGGUAUCUACCCAUUCACCAAGACAUAGGAUUGUUGGUUUAUCCUAGCCGAUGAUGAACUGGGCUCCGUAAGAAUCAGCGGUGGAGGAGUGAGGAGGGGGGAGGUGGAAGGCUGCAUGUGGCAUUCGUACAUGUUAUUUUAUUCUGGCGCUUUUCUUUUUCUUUUCAGUACUUUAUUACCUGCUCUGUUCGUGUUGAGCCCAGACAAUAUGUCUAUUUGCAUGCUACAGGUAUACCAACUACCAAUGAUACCUCACACCACCAUAU
Aspergillus candidus is the source of this 826-nucleotide messenger RNA. RefSeq lists its product as uncharacterized. The transcript has a single exon. The coding region runs from base 234 to 446 and encodes 70 amino acids. NCBI's taxonomy places the organism in Eukaryota, Fungi, Ascomycota, Eurotiomycetes, Eurotiales, Aspergillaceae. The record is from RefSeq and is a predicted model, not a curated record.